Schistosoma rodhaini is the source of this 984-nucleotide messenger RNA. NCBI's taxonomy places the organism in Eukaryota, Metazoa, Platyhelminthes, Trematoda, Strigeidida, Schistosomatidae. The record is from the annotation of a GenBank genome assembly.
AUGGCAGGGGAUGAUAAGGUGAAUAUUGAUAGUGUCAUUGGUAGACUGCUAGAGGUUCGACGCACUCGUCCUGGCAAAAACGUUCAAAUGAGUGAAACAGAAAUCCGCGGGCUGUGUCUGAAGUCUCGCGAAAUCUUUUUAAGUCAACCUAUUUUACUAGAAUUGGAGGCUCCCCUCAAAAUAUGCGGUGAUAUUCACGGACAAUAUUACGACUUGCUCCGACUUUUUGAGUAUGGAGCAUUUCCUCCCGAAGCAAAUUAUUUGUUCUUGGGUGACUACGUGGAUCGAGGAAAGCAGUCUCUUGAAACGAUAUGCCUGCUGCUAGCUUAUAAAAUUAAAUACCCAGAAAAUUUCUUUUUGCUAAGGGGUAAUCAUGAAUGUGCCUCUAUUAACCGUAUAUAUGGAUUUUAUGAUGAAUGCAAACGUCGAUAUAAUAUAAAAUUAUGGAAGACCUUCACAGAUUGUUUCAAUUGUUUGCCGAUUGUAGCAAUUAUAGACGAGAAGAUUUUCUGCUGUCAUGGCGGUCUUUCACCAGAUCUUUCAACAAUGGAACAGAUAAGACGCAUCAUGCGUCCUACAGAUGUUCCUGAUCAAGGACUAUUAUGUGAUUUACUUUGGUCAGAUCCAGAUAAAGAUGUAACUGGUUGGGGCGAAAACGAUCGCGGUGUUAGUUAUACAUUUGGUCCAGAUAUUGUGGCCAGAUUUUUACAUAAACAUGAUUUGGAUUUAAUAUGCCGUGCUCACCAGGUUGUCGAAGACGGUUAUGAAUUCUUCGCCAAACGUCAACUAGUUACUCUUUUCUCCGCCCCGAAUUAUUGCGGUGAAUUUGAUAACGCAGGAGCUAUGAUGUCCGUAGAUGAUACGUUGUUGUGUUCAUUUCAAAUUUUGCGUCCAGCUGAAAAGAAAAAAUAUUACGUUGGCGUCCCAACUGGCAGCCGACCAAUUACUCCACCUCGUGGGGCUAAAGCGAAAGGAAAAUUAUAA